Messenger RNA from Artibeus jamaicensis (Jamaican fruit-eating bat), 2567 nucleotides. RefSeq names its product coiled-coil domain containing 12 (gene CCDC12). The record is from RefSeq and is a predicted model, not a curated record. Gene Ontology annotation, cellular component: post-mRNA release spliceosomal complex; U2-type spliceosomal complex. Lineage: Eukaryota; Metazoa; Chordata; Mammalia; Chiroptera; Phyllostomidae. The transcript is spliced from 7 exons. Bases 40 to 549 code for a protein of 169 amino acids.
GGUGGAAUACAAGGGAAGAGGAGGGGGUUGGCGGGCAAGAUGGCUGCUUCUGCAGCUGGUGUGGGCCGGCUAGAGGAAGAAGCGUUGCGGCGAAAGGAACGGCUGAAGGCCCUACGAGAGAAAACAGGGCGCAAGGACAAGGAAGAUGGGGAGCCCAAGACCAAGCAGAUCAGAGAAGAGGAGGAGGAGGAGGAGGAGGGUGAGAAGCACAGGGAGCUCAGGCUGCGGAACUACGUCCCCGAGGAUGAGGCCCUGAAGAAGAGGAGGGUGCCUCAGGCCAAGCCAGUUGCAGUGGAAGAGAAGGUGAAGGAGCAGCUGGAGGCUGCCAAGCCGGAGCCCAUCAUCGAGGAAGUGGACCUGGCCAACCUUGCACCCCGGAAGCCUGAUUGGGACCUCAAGAGAGACGUAGCCAAGAAGCUGGAGAAACUAGAGAAGCGGACCCAGAGGGCCAUCGCCGAGCUGAUCCGUGAGAGGUUGAAAGGCCAGGAGGACAACCUGGCCUCGGCAGUGGAGGCCACCACCGGGCAGGAGGCCUGCGACUCUGACUGAGGCCUGCCCUGUCCCCACGCCUGCCCGCCUGGCCUGCGCUGGAGGAGGACAGUCUUGGACAAGGGCAGGGCCAAGCCUGCCGUCUCUUCCAGUUCAUCUUCAGAGUAGCGACUCGGGUACCAUCAGUCUGAGCCCCGCUUGGGGUGAGGUCAGCUCCUCGCCCUCUGAGUGGUCCCUGCCACCUGAGUAGGGACAGAACCACCACUCAGUGGGGGCAGCAGCAGGUCUGCAGGCCUAUGCUGUCUGUGAAUAUGAAUCAUGUGUUACAAACUUUAUUUUUUAGUUCUGGAAAAAGAGGCAAGCAGACCCCCGUGUGUGGCCGGGUAUUUCCUGGGUCUGCGGGGUGCUGUGGGUCCAGGCCCCUGGUCGGGGUGCUGUAGAGGUGAUGCUGACUAUGAGUGAGCCCUGUGUGGGACUGAGCAUACUGAGGCCGACCUUUCAGGCCCAGUCUUUGGUCGCUGGUAGUCACCUCAGAACUCUUGAGUGACAGAGACAGCGUCCGAGAGAGUCCUCAUAAGACCUGCCCAGGGCUAGUCCUGCCGGAUUCUGUGGGACAGCGUGGGGAGGCCCCCUGCCCUGGUCUGCGGACCCUCCCAGUGUGAGAUAGGGGAGGAGACCACGCCCGCGGAGCCGGGGAGCCGUGCCCUGGCAGCCUCCAUCUGGGCUGCUCCAGCCAGGAGGCCCAGGGCACGGCCCUCUUCCCCACUGCACCCAGCAGAGCUCGGCUGUGGCUUCCCCGGGACAGGGCCCCUGCGUUGGGGCGGGGAGGGGCCGUUCUGCUAGAGAGCGAGGUGGUGUGGGCUGAGUUUUGGGUGCGCUUUGGGGCCCUGGGCCCACAGGUCCUGAGCCUCCUCUGUGGAGCUGACUCUCCGGAGUGACUGGCUGGCCACAACUGGGACUCCAGGGACCUGUGGCCAACUGGAGAGUCACCUCCUCUAGAACGUUAACACGCUUGAGGUUCCUUCAGGGUUUUCCUGGAGCCUGCUGCCCACCCUGCACUGGCCCAGCAUGUCCUUCCCCUGUGCUGACUCCUGGGAACCCAGGUCACGGGCUGUGGUGGUCAGUGCCGAGGCCUUGGGCGGCAGAGGCGGAAUGUGCGUGUGCACACAGAGACCCACCCCCAAACACAGUCCAUCAAAUGCUUGAAGUUAAAAUUACGUAGCCACUUCUGAGAACGUAAUUCUCGUGGAGAAGAGGAGCAGCACCUAGCGGCUGUGAGUGAGGGCUGAGGCAGUGAGCAGGGGGACAAGCCCAGGACUGUGACUCCCACAGGGGCCAGGACUGGAGCCAGGCUCCCUUUCCGAGGAGUGAGGGAUGAUGGUGCCGCCACCUCCUGCAGGUGCGGUUGUAAGCAGGAUGCUUGUCUGUGGCCAUGUAGGACUCAGACACCUGGCAACUACCAGCCAGCUGCCCGUGCAGCACCAGCUCCAGGACUGGAGUCAGGAUACUGCAGUUGGAGCCCAGAGUACGGAUGGAGGGUUUGCGGCCACACGUUUAUUACCCUUUGUGCCCUAAAGGAAGACGGCCUCCCAGGGAGUGAGGAAAGCAAGACUCGCCACACGUGACUUGCGUGCAAACAAAUUACAAAGCACGUGGGAAAAGCCAGUGCCCUAAAGAGCAGCCAGCCCACACCCACACACAGCACAGGCAUGGUCGUCGGUCAGUUCUUAGCGUCAUGCUCUGCAGCCGUGAAACAAGCCAGAACCACGUGCAGCGUAAGGGACCUCGAAAGAAGCAAGUCACAAGAGAAACAGAGUGUGUGCCACUCGAUGAUGCCCCGAAACAGACGAAGGAGACAGACUCUCCGAGGACAGACACACCCUGACGGAGAAGUCAGCAGGACAGCGGGCUGCCGGCUUCCGCGUCGGGCCUGCGGGGCUGCCGAUGGGCUGCUGCUUGGCUCCAGUGAUGGGGACCCACUUCAUUCUCCAUGUGCUCAUUUUACACACUUUUCCUUCUGUACAUAGGCUGUACUUCCCACAGCUUAAAAAAUAAAUUUGCAGCAUUUACAACCUAAA